AUGUCUGUCAACAUUUUUGGUGAUCAAGUUGUUGAGGAGCGUGCUGAAAAUGCCCGUCUUUCUGCUUUUGUCGGCGCAAUUGCUGUCGGUGAUCUCGUCAAAUCUACUCUCGGCCCUAAGGGUAUGGACAAGCUGCUACAAUCCGCUACAAGCGAUCAGUCUCUUGUGACAAAUGAUGGCGCCACCAUCCUCAAGUCUAUUCCAUUUGAUAACCCAGCAGCAAAGGUUCUUGUCAAUAUUUCGCGUGUCCAGGAUGAUGAGGUUGGUGAUGGUACUACAUCUGUUACUGUUCUUGCCGCUGAGCUGUUGCGUGAAGCUGAGAAGCUUGUUGAAAAGAAGAUCCACCCGCAGACUAUUAUUGAGGGCUACCGUCUGGCAUCCCAAGCUGCGCUGGCCGCGCUCGAAAAGUCUGCAGUCGAUUCAUCUGCAUCACCUACCAAGUUCCGUGAGGAUCUCAUCAAUAUUGCCAAAACUACACUCAGCUCUAAGAUUUUGGCUCAGGAUAAGGAACACUUUGCCAAGCUGGCUGUGGAUGCAGUUUUGAGACUCAAGGGAUCAACCAACCUUGAACAUAUUCAAAUCAUUAAAAAGGCUGGCGGCCGGUUAGCCGAUUCAUACCUUGAUGAGGGUUUCAUUCUUAACAAGACUUUUGGUGUCAAGCAACCCAAAAAGAUUACCAAUGCAAAGAUUCUUAUUGCUAAUACUCCUAUGGAUACUGACAAGGUUAAGAUCUUUGGCGCCAAGUUCAAGGUGGACGCCACAAGCAAGCUUGCUGAUUUGGAACGUGCAGAGAAGCAAAAGAUGAAAGAGAAGGUGGAAAAAAUCAAGGCACAUGGGAUCAACUGUUUUGUCAACCGACAACUGAUUUACAACUGGCCCGAGCAGCUUUUUACCGAGGCUGGAAUCAAUUCUAUUGAGCAUGCAGACUUUGAAGGUGUCGAGCGACUGGCUCUUGUCACAGGCGGUGAGGUUGUGUCGACAUUUGACCACCCAGAAUCCGUGAAGUUGGGCCACUGCGAUGUGAUUGAGGAGGUGCUUAUAGGUGAAGACACAAUGAUUAAAUUUUCUGGCGUUGCACGCGGUGAGGCUUGCACCAUUGUGUUGCGAGGCGCCACAGAGCAAGUGCUUGAGGAAGCAGAACGCUCUCUACACGAUGCGCUUUCAGUUUUGUCACAAACAACAGUGGAAACACGUACUGUUCUUGGUGGCGGGUGCUCGGAAAUGAUUAUGUCGAUGGCUGUGGAUCGUGCUGGUCAAAAUGCAGAUGGCAAGAAGUCGCUUGCAAUUGAAUCAUUUGGAGUUGCGCUGCGCCAACUGCCGACCAUUCUUGCAGAUAAUGCUGGGUUUGACUCGAGUGAACUUGUGGCCAAACUGCGAUCAGCCAUUUACAAUGGUAUGAGCAUGUCUGGACUGGACCUGAACAACGGAACCAUUGGAGAUAUGCGUGAACUUGGGAUUGUUGAGAGUUACAAGCUAAAGCGUGCGGUUGUGUCGAGUGCUUCUGAGGCCGUGGAGCUUUUGUUACGUGUGGACAAUAUUAUUCGUGCCAAGCCACGUACUGCUGACCGUAACGCUUUUUAA
Messenger RNA from Magnusiomyces paraingens, 1581 nucleotides. RefSeq lists its product as uncharacterized. The transcript is spliced from 4 exons. NCBI's taxonomy places the organism in Eukaryota, Fungi, Ascomycota, Dipodascomycetes, Dipodascales, Dipodascaceae. Gene Ontology annotation, biological process: protein folding. The coding region runs from base 1 to 1581 and encodes 526 amino acids. Gene Ontology annotation, molecular function: ATP-dependent protein folding chaperone; ATP binding; ATP hydrolysis activity. The record is from RefSeq and is a predicted model, not a curated record. Gene Ontology annotation, cellular component: cytosol; chaperonin-containing T-complex.